AUGGAAUACACCGACACGUACUUGAUCCUCAUUCUCUUGGGCAUCGUUAUACUUUCAUUCUCAACCCUCGGAACCAAUCGCAAUGCUCCCCAAGUCUCCAGCUCGCUUCCGAGUGUUCCCUACCGUCUACCAUUCAUCGGCUCUGCUUUCGAGUUUGUCCUGGACCAACGAAAGUUCUUCAGGUCUUACCGCGCUCGCUUUGGUCGCCAAUUCCGCGCGUUAAUAGGUGGAAGGUCUAUCAUCGCACUCGCCUCUCCAAGAGCCAUGGAUGCCGUCUACCGCAACCGAGAGAAAAAGCUCGAGGCUCAACGCGCGUUCCGCCGUAGCGCGCUCGGAGACAUCCAGUACCCCGACUUCGGCCGCAUGCUCACCGACGUUUUAUUUCCCCUCGUCGUCAACGCAAACAUCCACUCCGACUUUCACGCCACGGGACCCUCGCUGAACGCGCAAUUUGAGAGGUGCUUCACGGACCAGCACGCUCUCGGCUCGCCGCUCGCUCUCCGGCGUUUCGUAAUGCACACCCUUUUCCACUCGUUCACAUUCGCGUACUUUGGCCCCUCCUUCCCCACCGCGGAGGUGUUCGAGGACUUCGUGACCGUCGACGCCCAGUCGUAUUUCCUUUUCAACCCGCUCCUCUCCCCGUUCGCGUUCUCCGCGCACGCCGCCCAGCGCCGCAUCCACGCCCGCCUCUCCGCGUACAUCGCCCAGUGGGACGCCGCGCCGGGGACCGAGGACCUCCCCGGCAUCUCCACGCACGGGAACGCGAUUGGCCGCGCGCUCGUCCGCUCCGCCAUGCCGCGCAAGGACCAGGCGGGGACGCUGCAGCUGUACAUCUGGGGCGCCAUCUUCGUCAACACCUCCAACGUCCUCUUCUGGGCGCUCGCGCACCUCCUCGCGGACCCUGCCGCGCUCGCGCGCGUCCGCUCCGAGGUCGGCGCCGCGGUCGCGGAGGGCUUCUUUGGCGCGGAGGCGGACGCGCGCUAUGCAGCGGACCCCGCCGCGCUCGCGACGGAGCGCUUCGCGCUGCUCGACUCCGCACUCAAGGAGGCCGCGCGCCUGCACGUCCUCCCGGUGUCGUACCGGGAUGUGCGGGAGGACAUGGAACUGCCAGACGCGAGCGGGACGGGGACGUUCACGGUGCGUAAGGGCGACGUGGUGGUGCCGAACACGAUCGCCGUGCACCACGACGCGCAGUGGUUUGCGGACCCGGACGUGUUCCGCCUGGAUCGCUUCGUGGGCGAAGGCGGCGUCGAGGCCAACCGGCACCUGUACACGUGGGGAAGGGGGGCGCAUAUGUGCGCCGGCCGGCAGAUGGCGAACUACUUGAUGAAGAUGUUCUUCAUCAUGAUGCUCCGCACCUACGAUGUCGUCCCAGCAGACGGCUCCCCGGUCGUCAAGGUGCCAGCGGGAGAGCCGAGAAGCGUUUCGACUAUGACACCCGUCACCGACCUCAACAUCCGUCUGGUGAAGAGGAACGAAUAA
This is a messenger RNA of Epithele typhae, 1482 nucleotides long. Its product is annotated as cytochrome P450. The coding region runs from base 1 to 1482 and encodes 493 amino acids. NCBI's taxonomy places the organism in Eukaryota, Fungi, Basidiomycota, Agaricomycetes, Polyporales, Epitheliaceae. The record is from RefSeq and is a predicted model, not a curated record. Gene Ontology annotation, molecular function: steroid hydroxylase activity; heme binding; iron ion binding. The transcript is spliced from 3 exons.